AUGCAGGAUAAACAUUCCCAAAAUAGGUAUGUCAGAAACUUUACCCUUUACCUCUGACUGGAAAGCAAUCAUGCUUGUCUAUAUGGGCUUAAAUUUGAUGAAGUUAUGAGAAUUUCAUUGCCUUUCCUUCACAAGAAAAGGCACUUUAUUUUGAUAAUUUUUUCACAAGCACCAAUUCGCUGGAACACUGACUUGCCAAAAACACAUAUGCUUGUGGAACUGUUUGUUAGAGAAUUGCCACCACAUGCAAAGAACAAGUUUUGCUGGUAG
This is a messenger RNA of Pocillopora meandrina, 270 nucleotides long. The record is from the annotation of a GenBank genome assembly. NCBI's taxonomy places the organism in Eukaryota, Metazoa, Cnidaria, Anthozoa, Scleractinia, Pocilloporidae.